Molecule: messenger RNA, 1350 nt
Organism: Klebsormidium nitens
Lineage: Eukaryota; Viridiplantae; Streptophyta; Klebsormidiophyceae; Klebsormidiales; Klebsormidiaceae
Source: the annotation of a GenBank genome assembly
CUCUGUCUGCCUUUUGUGAUGUCAGCGCUCAUGUCAAUGGUGGAAGCUUACGCAGCAGCGCUCAGGCUUUCCAAACCUAGAGCCUUCCUUUGUUUGCUGGCUCUGCGCUAGCAACUCAGCAUUUGACAAUGGCGGAGUUUGGGAAGGCCCCUCUUUUCUCUAUGACCACUGCAACGCUACCCCCCCAAUCCUUCCACUACAACGCAUCCAUUGCGGAAUGGGUGCCAGCCGCCAUCUUUGGAGCGGUGGCCAGCCUGUCUGUCUUCAUUCUGUCUGCCACGUACAGUCCGUUGCUGGAGGCCUACCGGAAGCUGCCACCUAUGAAGAAAACCGAAUGGGAUAACAGAAUGUUCUCGACCACGCACAGUCUCUUCGUCACUUUUGCCGCCAUCUCUUUCUUCCGCUCCAGCCUUUUCCUGGAGCCCUCCCUUGCAAAGGACGACCUUGUGAUCCUCCGUGCAACGCCCUUCACGUUUGCGGCUUUUGGACUCUCGUUGGGAUACUUCCUUCUCGACAUUGCAAUGAUGACCUUCUACUACCCCGCCUUGGGAGGCGCCGAGUAUUUGGUCCAUCAUGUGGCGGCCGCACUUGCCAUUUUAACCGCGCUGGUUACAGGCAACGGUCACGUAUUCAUCAUGAUUGUUUUCGUCACGGAGAUGACGACACCCUUCGUGAACCUGCGGUGGUACCUGAGCAACAGCGGCCUUCGGCAAUCCGUAUGGUACACGAUCAACGGCGUCUUGCUCUUUGUGGGCUGGCUGACGGCCCGAGUGCUCGUCUUCCUGUACUUGUUCUGGUACAUGUACGAUCAUCGAGAUGAGUUGCACGUCUUUACGCCGACUCAAAAGGCUGCCCUCUUUGGCCUUCCGCCGAUCUUCUUCGUACUGAAUCUGUACUGGUUCCUACGAAUCCUGGUGGGAAUGCUUAAGCUGGUCUUCGGGCCCAAGGCCAAGCGCGCGUAGUAAACCGGUGGGGCCCAACGUUCGUUCAACUAGAAAAGCUGCCCACAAAGGCUUUGCUUAGGACGGUCGCGGAAGGAUUUGAGCCUUAGGGUAGCCACAGAGGGGAUUUUGUACAUGCGGUAAAAUAUAGACUCAUCACCAGGUGUUGUCGUAAUUCGCAAUCAGUAUAAAAUCUUGUAAUCUAGAAUCGAAGCUGGAUGAAAGUCACCCAAUAAACCUGCAUUGACAACGCUCUCAGCAGGUAUGGAAAUAAGUUCUGUGGCGGCGGCUGACCGGACCGCCAUGGCUAUCAUUUGCCGAUCAUAAGAAAUGCUCAGGAGUCAGGAGCAGACACAGCAACCGCCCCGGCGGCCGGCUCAUUGAAAACUCAGCUUAAUGCACUAUUGCU